Oryzias latipes (Japanese medaka) is the source of this 3205-nucleotide messenger RNA. RefSeq lists its product as uncharacterized. The record is from RefSeq and is a predicted model, not a curated record. NCBI's taxonomy places the organism in Eukaryota, Metazoa, Chordata, Actinopteri, Beloniformes, Adrianichthyidae.
CCACAAUCACACACCCAUUCACUCUCACACCUAUGGAGCAUUUAGAGUUGCCAAUCAACCUAUGAAGCAUGUUUUUGGAUGGUGGAAGGAAGCCUGAGAUCCCGGAAAGAACCCACGCAUGCACGGGGAGAACAUGCAAACUCCACACAGAAAGGUCCCCCGUUGAUAUUAUUUUAUAAAUUGUUUUUGAUUAAAAUUUUUUGUUCAGUAAUUAAACUUACACUAUAUUGCGAAAAGGAUUUGCUCACCCAUCCAGAUGAACAGAAUAGGUGUUCUAAUCAUUUUACCAGACUAACAUAACAAAAUGAAAGAGUUUGGAAACAACAGCAACUCAUUCACCAAGUGGUUGGUAAUGUAAACUGAUGGAGAGGGGUCAGCGGAUGCUGAACCUCAUAGUACAAAGAGGUUGCAGACUUCUGCACAGUCAAUUGCUACAGAGCUCCAAACUUCAUGUGACCUUCAGAUUAGUCCAAGUACAGAAUGCAGAGAGCUUCAUGGAAUGGGUUUCCAUGGCUGAGCAGCUGCAUCGAAGCCACACAUCACCAAGUGCAAUGCAACGCGUCAGAUGCAGUGAUGGAAAGCACGCCGCCACUGACUCUAGAUCAGUGGAGAGGACUUCUCUGGAGGGAUGAAUAAUGCUUAACAUCUGGGAAUCUGAUGGACGAGUCUGGGUUUGGAGGUUGCCAGGAGAACGGUACAUUUCAGACUGUAUUGUGCCGAGUAAGAAAUUUGGUGGAGGUGAUAUUAUGGUGUGGGCUUGUUUUUCAGGACUUGGGCUUGGCCCCUUAGUUCCAGUGAAAAGUACUCUGAAUAUUUCAGGAUACCAAAACAUUUUGGACCAUUCCAUACCACACACGACGAUGUCACUCUUGGUGAUGUCACUCUUGGUGAUGUCACACAUGAUGAGGGACAUUACCAAGUGUGACAUCAUCAUCGAGAGGACUUUGCCUGGGCAUGUUCCCACCCAGGCCUUUGAUCUUCAUGGGGGAAAGGGGGAGGGGCUUAGAGUAUGAUGUCACACAUGUUUUUGCCUUAUAGGACCCUCAACUAAUUCUGUUUCAUUGCCCGUUUGGUUCGCACCAGAGAGCAUACGUUCUGUUCCCCAGCUACGAUAACCUUGCAAUCUCGUCAGGUACCUUCGAGCUACUGAGGAACACGCAGUUUUUUCCUACGUUACAAAAACUGCAUCUACUUUCUUUAUCAUCUACGAGAACAUUUUAAAGAUUUUCUUAGUUAUCCUGAAAAUCAAUAUUUAAAAUGUUCCCUCGCCAUUUUGGAGAUUCUGGUGUAGAGGAGAGCUGCCUCACACAGAAUCUUUCCAAACUUCAGAAAAGAGUCCAGGAAAACAUCUCGCUGACCAACCAGCUGCAAACCCUCGCCGCUGAGCUGGAAGGCAAGAAAAAUCUGAGAGAGACCUUCUCUGGACUCUGCCAGGCAAAGAAAUCGGCCGCCACGCUUACAAAGAAGCUGGAAAAGGACUUGCAACGUGUCAACAAGAAAAUCCAGGAGCAAAAACCCCUGGAGGACCGUUGCAAGAACCAACAGGAAAAAGUCAACCUCCUGACAGAGACCAACACCACCCUCAAAGAAACUCUUCAGGAACUCCAGGCCAGAGUUCGGGAUACUAAAGAGUUAUCCACCGAGUUAAUCCAAGUCAAACUCACCGCCAAAGCUCUGAGUCAGGAGAACAGUGAGCUACUGAAAGAGGUUCACAGGGUCCAAACCACCCUUGUGGCCCUUGAACCUCUGGAACUUCAGCUCAAAGACGAGAAGAAUCGCCUCCAAACACUGCAGGACAAAAACACUGCCCUCCAGAACCAGUUCAAAGACCUCCAAAGCCAUCGUGAGGAGGAGGCAGCAACAAAACAACGUUAUGCCUCCAUCCUCAUCCAAACCAAGUCUCUGGAAGAGGAGAACUCUAGCCUUGAUACUGAAAUUAUCCAGCUCACUGUGCAGUGUGAGGAGGCAAAACUUUGGGUUCAGCAGCACCAGGACAUUACCAUCAACCUUAAUGGACUGAGACAAAACAACGCUGAACUCUUGAAAACACUGGAAAGUCUGAAAAAAGAGCAGGAACAACUUAUCCAGUCAGAACAAGAAUACCUUCAAGCCAAGUCAUACAUUCUAACGUUGAAACAAGAAAAUGAACGUUUUACCAAAGAAGUCAAAGACCUUCAGGAGAACCUCAAAAAUCUCCAAGAUUUAAAAGAAACAUUUGCUGCAUUGAAAGCUGAACAACAAACGGUCUCAACCCAAAACAGAGUCCUCACCUCGGAGUUCUCAACUCUAAAAGUAAAGCUACACAAGGAAAGGGCACGCAUCCGCAAAAACCUUGGUGUGUCUCCAGAUGAGUUGGAACAGAAGUACAAAGAAGAAUCGGAUUUGUUCCAGUCUCUGCAGAAAGAAAACGCCAACCUGAAAGAAAAGUUGACAGAGCUGGAGAAAAAGAAUGAGAAAGACUCUGAGAUGAUGCUUCAGUAUUCCUCUCUGCAGGCUGAGAAAAAGGCUGUGGAGAGUGAAUACAAAACAAUAAAGCAGCAGAUCAGAGUUCUUUCUCAGCAAUGUGAGGACUUCAGGCCAAUGAUGGAAAAAUUCAACGAAACCACAGAGUCCAUCAGUAAAGUCCAAGAAAUCAAUAAAUCCCUUUUGGAGGAACGCACAAAUCUGGAAAUCAUGAAAGAACAAUUAGAAGGAUUGGCCACAGAAUAUCCACAAAUGGAGACCAGCAUUGCAGAAUUGAAGAAACAAAAUUUUAACCUCACCAAAGAUUUAGAAAAGAUCAAUUCAGAAAUUCUGGGCCAAAAACACCUGGAGGUCAAAUAUGCAGCUGCAAAACAAGAACAUGAAGCACUUCUGGCUGAAAAUGCAGUUCUAAAAGCCAAAGCCUCAAAGUCUGCACAAGAACCACAGAACGCUGCUUUGAGGCGCCCUCUCCGGACUCCAGCCAUGGCUGCUCCAGGAGAGCUUCCUGCUCCAAACCAACCAAGUCAGCCUGUGUUGGAGGAAACCUCUGAAAUCACACAAAGAACUAGCAGGUUCCAACAAUACAGAGCUGCACUUGAACAGCAUCAGGGUGCCUUACCAAAAAGGGUUCCUGGUUCCCGGCGGGUCUAGGAACUUAAGAAGCUAAACUUAAGCAACCCUGAUAUAAAAAAAAAGUAGAAGAAAUAAAAGUACAAAGAAAAAAUAGUACUAGUAAUAAUAA